AUGGGGCACGCUGCGCAUCCGCUGCCGCCCUCCAGCAGCCUUCCGCCCUUGCGCACUCUGGCCCAGCUCACCGAAGCCGAUGUCGCCGCUGCCCUACAGAACCUGUCAAGAAUCUACUGCCCCUUGGCCGUGUCCGUCGCCUUCCAGCUUACCCCCGAAACUCAAAAUUUUCUUCACCAUGAGACAUCUCUCGCUGACUCUGGCUAUGUGUCAGAGACAGACGAUGAUCAUGAAGAGAUUGACGGCGUCGACCAUCAUGUUGCAGCCCUCAAAGUCGACGUCUUUGAGCGCAAUUUUGCCGAGCGCUGGUUGACUGGCUUCAUCGCCAGAGCCGAGGCCCUCCCCUGCUUUGAAUCCGACGAAGCUUGUCAACACGCUCUAGACCAGGCUUCUUGUAUCCUCGAAUCUUUCUUCGCCGCACCUCGAGACGACGAUGCCUCGGAUGCAAAGGAUCAGGAUUUCACGCGCGAUUUCGCUUUCCAGCUCUCGCUUUCAGGAACACCGCCAGCGAGCGUGCCCGUCACCGUCCGACUCAACGAUAGGCUGGCAGGUACGAACUCGGCUGACCCUGACGAUGUCGGUCUCCAGAGCUGGGGCGCCUCCAUCGUCUUGUCCGAGAUUAUGUGCUCCUCGCCGGAGCGUUUUGGUCUGACACAACCUCGACUGGGUCUUUCGCCACGCGUCAUCGAGCUUGGUGCCGGUACGGGGCUUGUCAGUCUCAUGCUUGGCAACAUGCUGCCUCACCUGGGAGCAUCGAGUCCAACCAUUGUUGCUACUGACUACCAUCCGGCCGUGCUCGAAAACCUGCGGUCCAAUGUCGCUCUCAACUUUCCGCCUGCUGAGCCAUGCCACGUACAGACCACUACCCUCGACUGGGCUGCGCCUGUGCUGGACGCACCGCUCGAUGUUCCGGCCGACAUCAUCAUCGCGACAGACGUCGUCUACGCACCGGAGCAUGCCAUCUGGCUGCGUGACUGUGCGACUUGCUUGCUCGGGGACUCUGGCAUUUUUUGGCUUCUUGUCACAGUGCGGCGAAACGGCCGAUUCAACGGCGUCAGCGACAGCGUCGAGUCUGCUUUUAGGGCCAACAAUGGUCUCAAGCGCUCAGACGGCAAAAGACUUGCCAUCCUGCAAUCGGAAGAACUGCAGAAACGCAGCGGAGUCGGACGAGGGGAUGAGAGUGGCUACAAGCUUCUCCGAAUUGAAUGGGCCUAG
Molecule: messenger RNA, 1215 nt
Organism: Colletotrichum orchidophilum
Lineage: Eukaryota; Fungi; Ascomycota; Sordariomycetes; Glomerellales; Glomerellaceae
Product: methyltransferase domain-containing protein
Exons: 1
Coding region: 1-1215 (404 amino acids)
Source: RefSeq, a predicted model, not a curated record